AUGAUACAUCCUCCUUCGUCGAAGAAUCAUAAGUUUAUUCUGGUGGCAAUUGAUUAUUUCACUAAAUGGGUUGAAGCUGUUCCUUUAAAAGAGGUUGGGCAAAGUGAGGUGAUAGACUUCAUUGAGGAACAUAUAAUCUAUCGAUUCAAAAUUUCCCAAACUUUGAGUAUUGAUCAAGGAACUACAUUUACUGGCCAGCGAAUUAAGAAUUUUGCGACCUCAAGAAACAUUAACAUGGUUACUUCAAAUCCAUAUUAUGCACAAGCUAAUGGAGGUUCAACAGGUACUUCCCCUUAUAAAUUAGUGUACGGUCAUGAUGCAGUUUUGCCAAUAGAGAUUAAUCUUAACACGUUAAGAAUAUUAAAGCAAAACGAUUUACCAGACGAUGAUUAUUGGAAUGCGAUGUAUGAUGAGUUGGAUGAUUUGGACUCAGAACGUGUUUUAGCACUUGAAAAUAUGAUUCGACAGAAAAAAACAUUGCUCGAAGUUAUAAUUGUUGAAUAA
Molecule: messenger RNA, 504 nt
Organism: Arachis ipaensis
Lineage: Eukaryota; Viridiplantae; Streptophyta; Magnoliopsida; Fabales; Fabaceae
Biological process (GO): DNA integration
Molecular function (GO): nucleic acid binding
Source: RefSeq, a predicted model, not a curated record